GCCGCCGGGAUCCGACGGGCGGGACCACCGGACAGGCGGGAGGGGACGCGGAGGGCACUGAGCGGGGCUCGGGGGUCCAACCGGCGCCGGUCUCGGACCCUGAUGCCCGACCCUGUCGGUGGAGUGAAGAGAAUGGGGAGAAGAGAGAGAGGACUACUUGCCGUGCGCAUGGUGGUGUCCGUGGCCCCGUGCCGAUCGAUCGUAACCACCACCUGUGAGAUCCGCAGUAGCAUACCCACGGUGCAGCGCGGGGACCACGGCUCACAGCUGGUGGCAGAGCAGGACUGGAAACCAACCUAACUUAGCCGCCGGGCCGCUUAAUCGCUGUCCUCUGAAAUGCUUUCCGAGGCCUCGCUGUGCCAGGCUCUGCCCAGGCGCUGGGAACACUUGCUUCGUUGCCCCUGGGCUUUAGGAGGUCACCGUCUGUGGAGAAGAGCUUUGGUGAUUGUUGCGGGAUUGCUUGGCAAAGACAGCCCCCAGUGCUGAAGCCCACGGCGAGCCAGAGCCUGUUAAAGCCAGGUUCCACAACUGGGAAUAAGUAAACUGCCCUUACCAAGUGUGCAGCAUGUAAACAGCUCGGUACAGAGAUUCUGCUAAUUCAGAUGCCUGUCAGAUGCCUGCCAAAUGCCAGGACUGAACUCCGAGCGAGAGGUGGAAGGGUGUUUCCAAACAGGACAUUCGUGAACAGAUUUGGGACUACAUGGAAUCACAAAAUUUAGCUGAUUUUCCCCGGCCUGUUCAUCACAGGAUUCCCAACUUCAAGGGCUCUUAUCUGGCUUGCCAAAACAUCAGAGAUCUAGAAGUUUUUGCCAGAAUGCAGGAAGUUAAAGUGGACCCCGAUAAACCACUGGAAGGUGUUCGGCUGCUGGCGCUGCAGAGCAAAAAAACAUUGUUGGUCCCAACACCACGACUGAGAACGGGGUUAUUUAAUAAGAUCACACCACCUCCUGGGGCAACUAAAGACAUCUUGAGGAAAUGUGCUACCUCUCAGGGCGUGAGGAACUACAGCACUCCUGUGGGCUUGGAUUCCAGGGUUCUUGUGGACUUAGUUGUGGUGGGGUCCGUUGCUGUUUCUGAAAAAGGCUGGAGAAUUGGGAAGGGAGAAGGUUACGCUGAUCUGGAAUAUGCCAUGAUGGUGUCAAUGGGAGCGGUCAGCCAGGGGACGCCCGUGGUCACCAUCGUCCAUGACUGCCAGGUCAUCGACAUACCUGAAGCGCUGCUUGAAGACCACGACCUAACAGUGGACUACAUUCUCACUCCGACGAGAGUCAUUGCCACGGGGUGCGAGCGCCCAAAACCAACGGGAAUCUUGUGGUGCAAGAUCAGCUGUGAGGUGAUGGGGAAAAUCCCAAUACUCAGAAGCCUUCGUUACCGAGAGAGGCAGGCUGGGAAAGAUGUCUCCCUUCAGGAUGAGCCCCGGCACCUUCUGGGAACCGGCAGCCAGCAGCCACCUCCCCUGAGCACUGUCAGAAGACCCCAAGACCCACACCAGCCCGAAUCCUGUUCGGGGCAGGGGGAGGAUGGGCCUUCUAACACUGUUUACAUUGGCAACCUUCCCCGGGACGCCCGAGUGAGUGAGCUGAAGAAAGCCCUCCGAGAACUGGGUGCAGUCCCUCAGAGGCUCACGUGGCAGGGGCCAAAGCGCAGGGCCUUCCUUCACUACAAGGCCCCCACCUCAGCCCAGCAGGCUGUCUCCUGCUUGCAGGGCUUGCGCCUGGGUGCUGCCACCUUGAAGGUGGCACUGGCCAGGCAGCAGAAGGCCGGCGACGAGACAGGCGGCCGUGCAGACGAGCCGUACCCUGACUGUCACUCGGCUGUCUCAGACCUGUGAUGAUGUGUGCUGCUCUGGUCCCUGUGGAACUUAAGGGGCCUGUACUCGGGACUCAGCGGAGUGUUGCUGCAUGAGCUGCUUUGGGCCCAGUCCUUUCCAGGAUGUCCCAGCCUCUGUCACUGCCUGGGACCUCCUGAUGAGUAGGAAGCUAGCCAUUAGUGCACUGCUGGCACAUCCAGGCCCUGCUCUGUCUGGGUCCGUCAGCCUGCUUGCUGGGCGUUACAGCCCUGCUGGUUUCUCUGUGGUAGUACAGAGGCUGUGGGGAACCGAGCGGGUGAUGAACAAGUGGGAGUAAAUGGUGACAGCGGUUAGGAGCGCGCCUGUGCUCUGGAAUUGGGAGGAGGGCAGAUUAGUGGGGAGAGGCCCUAGCAGGGAUCAGAUGCCAAGCACACCCUGCUGUUCUUGGAUCCUUGGUCUGGUGUGACUGCAGGGGGAGAGCUAUGUUCACAUCACAGAAGCCAAGUCCCCUGGCUGCAGACUGCUUGUCGCAGCUCCGUGCUAGUGUCAGCGCUGGAGGGCCAAUCUGAUGUGCGGGCAGUGUGCAUCUCACUUCUGUGCCUUCCUUGCCUUUCCAGCCUCUCCCCAUCUCUGGCUGAACACCCUGCACUCCUCGCUGUCUUGUAGGAGGUACUGGUCGUGGAGAAGGCAGUCCCAGCCUACAUCAGACAGUGACAGAGAUGCUCACACGGAUUUGCCCAAUGCCUGAUGUUUCUUGGGUUUUUCCUCCAUUUCUCUGUUCCUAAAAAACAAAACUGGAUUUUGGCUGAACUAUGCUUUCUUAAACAGAAGUGCUUUUGCAGUUGAUCCUGGGCAAAAAGUCAAAGUAAGCACAAGUGGAGAUUCUAUUUUUUUUUUUAAUGUAUAUGUGUUCAAAAUUUUAAUUUUUUCACCAGAGGGUCUUACUGAGCAUGUUUUAAGCACACGAUCGUACUUCAAGAGGGUACGCCUUGCAGGUACUUUGAAUAAAACCUUGAGGCACUAUCUCCCUUUGCAAAAGCAUUUUGUCCUUGGUUUUAUAAUGAAAAUACUGUGGAUAUGUCAAAAAGUCAGUCUGCCCUUAGGUUGCUCAUUAAGUGCAGGCUCCUUUCCCCAGCCGUCAUGAGUAAAACGAAGGGCAAAAAUACCUGAAAAACAGUCCAGCUCCUCUCCUUUGGGCUUCUGGGCCCACUCUUCUCCCCCUGAACCAUCUACCCCAUCCACGUGGCUGGUUACAUUUUAUCUCCUGGCGCCGAAUCUGGUCAUCUAACUCCUUACAUUUUUAGGGUUU
Molecule: messenger RNA, 3098 nt
Organism: Zalophus californianus (California sea lion)
Lineage: Eukaryota; Metazoa; Chordata; Mammalia; Carnivora; Otariidae
Gene: MTHFSD
Product: methenyltetrahydrofolate synthetase domain containing
Exons: 8
Coding region: 701-1831 (376 amino acids)
Cellular component (GO): cytoplasm
Molecular function (GO): RNA binding
Source: RefSeq, a predicted model, not a curated record